UCGCCUUGACAUACGUUUGAACCUCUCUCGAUCUAUGGUGACUCAGUGGGCCGAAAGCGGCCUUCUUUAUCGAUAAGCGAGCAGCCUUUUCCGUCCCAAAAAUUUCUCCAUACCCCUCCGCAAAAGCCCACUUGACGCAUAGCAUUGACACAUUCUCGACUUGUUCCAAAACAUCUUUCACUAUCGGGAAAAUGGCUACUGCUACAGACUCAGCACCAGCUACCUGUAAGGUUGUGCUCUCUAAGCAUGUCGUCAGCAGUCUGCUUUCAGAGGUCCAGGAGGGCGUGAAGACCCUGGAGAAGCCCCCUCACCUGGUGGGCUUUCUGGCCAACAAUGACCCUGCGGCACUCAUGUAUGCCCAGUGGACGGAGAAGACCUGUGAAGAAAAUGGCUUCCGGUAUUCCCUCCGCCAUGUUGAGCGUGACGACCUCGAAGAGGCUAUUCUAGCUGCUAAUGUCGACUCUGACGUGGACGGCAUUAUCGUAUACUACCCCAUUUUCAACAACCGCCAAGACCAGUACUUGCAACAGAUUGUCGACGUAUCCAAAGAUGUAGAGGGUCUAAGUCAUCGCUACAUCUUCAACAUGUAUCAGAACAUCCGUUUCCUCGACCCGGAGACGAAGCGGCAGAAGUGUAUCCUCCCUUGCACACCCCUCGCUAUUAUCAAGAUCCUCGAGUUCCUCAACAUCUAUAAUACGAUUUUGCCGUAUGGGAACCGUCUCUUUGGGAAAACCAUCUGCGUGGUAAACCGAUCGGAGGUCGUCGGUCGGCCGCUGGCAGCUCUGCUAGCGAAUGAUGGAGCCUGCGUCUACAGUGUUGAUGUGACUGGUAUCCAAAAGUUCACCAGAGGUGAAGGUAUCAAGAAGCGGAGACACGAAGUUCACGAAUUGGAAGGCAAGACUCUGAAGGAUGUGGUUCCGUUGUGUGACGUCGUCAUUUCUGGUGUUCCUGGGGAUAAGUACAAGUUCGAUACUAGCCUCCUCAGAGAGGGUGCUGUGUGUGUCAACUUCUCCAGUGAGAAGAACUUCGGACCGGAAGUGAAGGAGAAAGCCUCGAUUUUUAUGCCUUCCACUGGAAAGGUGACCAUCGCUGUUCUACUUAGAAACCUUCUGAGACUCAUUCAAAACCGGAGAUUGGAUGACGUGAAGCCUGCUGAAGCCACCGAGCGUCCCGGUACCCUGGAAGCUGCUUCUGAAUAAUUGUUUCGGGAGACGAUAUCAUUCAGAAACCAUUCGAAUUAUAGAGCUUAUUUUCCCUAUUGUUAUUCCUUUCCUCAUUUUCUCUAGAUGAAUUAUUAUAUACCUAUUUUAAAAGUCAUUUCGUGCGCGAGCUGUUAGGCUGAUCUUGCUGGACUGAUCAAUAAAACAGCCAAUGUCCUUUGUUUGCUUGGGAGUUGGAAUUCUUG
This is a messenger RNA of Aspergillus alliaceus, 1405 nucleotides long. RefSeq names its product methylenetetrahydrofolate dehydrogenase (NAD(+)). Gene Ontology annotation, cellular component: cytosol. Gene Ontology annotation, molecular function: methylenetetrahydrofolate dehydrogenase (NAD+) activity; methylenetetrahydrofolate dehydrogenase (NADP+) activity. The transcript is spliced from 4 exons. The coding region runs from base 192 to 1199 and encodes 335 amino acids. Gene Ontology annotation, biological process: purine nucleobase biosynthetic process. The record is from RefSeq and is a predicted model, not a curated record. Lineage: Eukaryota; Fungi; Ascomycota; Eurotiomycetes; Eurotiales; Aspergillaceae.